AACCUUUCAUUGGGGGCAUUGAGCUUAAUCGAUACCCGCUGCCGACGUUACUCGGACCAUUCAAUAAACGAGCAGCUAUUGAGCUCGUGGAUCGCAGCUCGGAGAAGUGAUCCGUUUGCGAUCGUUUCUGGUACAGGAGGGUGGAAAGCCAGAAAGUGUCCUUAGCGGUGGAUGAAUUCGCCUUGAUUUCCGUUGGCCGGAUUAUUCAGUGAACAUAAGUGUCGUUAAUUCACAAGUCCGCCGAAAGGUGGUGGAAAAUGCGACUUGCACCUCGCCCGGGGCGACGGUGAAUCUGUGCACUUACUCCUGGCCACAGCCGAGCCUUACGAAUAUGUUUUCUUCCAUCCGAUUUGGUGAUUUGAGUCCGGCCGAUAUUGCAAAAGUGAUCGACGCAUCAUCUUUAGUUCCAUACCAGCCGCGAUGGUCUCCUCCGGACGUAUCACUAAAACGGCCAAGUAUAGUAUUCGGGUCCAUAGUUGUUAUCAGGAGUCCGGACCAAGCCAUGAAUCCUGCACUCAGUUCACCAGUUGUAAUCGGUCCAGCCAGUUCUGGCACGACUAGUGCAUCGUUAAAGGACUUGGAUUCUAUCGUCAACUCGGGUGCGGCUGACAACACAACUGCUUUUCAGUCUGUUAGAGAGGAGGUUUACCAUAGAUCUAAAAGUGGCCAAGUUUCUGAGAAACGCAGUACGGCUGAAGGGGCGAUUGAUACUGUGUCCUCUCGUCCAUCGGUGAAGGAGAUGGACGGAAGUAUACCCUAUUCACAAUCAGUGACAGAUAAUUCGGCAGCCAUUCGCCUCUCGUCCAAGGCUGACAGCUCCGAUCUUGCAAAUGGUCACAUAGUGAGUGAGGUCGAUACUACCGAGCCCAUCUCACCUGCUGUAGAAGGUUCUGGUGUCCAGAUGGACCCGGACGUGGACGUACAAAAAGAGAUGGAAAUUGGAGCUGCAGAAGUUACCACUCGAGACCAAGAAAGAGGCGCUCCACCGACUGAGACACCAACGGAACCGAGUAGAGAAACGGAAACGCAGCCUGUGUCACCUGUCAAAGCUGCUCAUCAAAGUUGGGCCGAUCUCUUGAAGAAGCAUUCUGGUACAACCCCAAAUGGAGUACCGCCACGGGAGACUCUGUCAAAAGGGUCCAAGGGUAAACGCAGCCCUGCAGAUGUUCUGAAAGAUUUGACAGUAUCAUAUCAAGGCACUCUCAUACGACCCCGAGGCUUGAUUAAUAACGGCAAUAUGUGCUUCAUGAACGCUAUCCUACAGCCAUUGGUUCACUGUCCUCCGUUCUACAAUUCGUUCAAGAAGCUUUCGAAAGAAUUGACGCAUAAUUUUAAAGCUAAAUCGUCCCUCUUGAGUGCAAUACUGAUGUUUCUGAACGAGUUCCGAGAAGAUGAACCGGGAAGACAGUUGGACCUACCAGAUGGAGAUGAUGAGGAUGCCUUCGCUCCAGAAUAUGUUUAUGACGCCCUUCGAGCUAUGAAAAAAAUAGAAUCUGUCAAGGGUCGGCAAGAAGACGCAGAAGAGUUCCUUGGUUUCAUCCUCGAUGGGCUACAUGAGGAGCUUCUAAGUCUGCAAAAAGCCCAUGGGCCUGUGAAAGUCAAUGGACACGCAUCAGAAGGCGAUUCCAGCUGGGUAGAAGUUGGCCGAAAUAAUAAGACGCUCGUGACUCGAAGUACCGAAAUUGUAGAAUCUCCAAUAUCCCGAAUUUUCGGUGGACGAAUGCGAUCUGUAUUAAAAUGCCCCGGCAGAAAAGACUCAAUCACUUUGCAACCAUUUCAGGCUCUUCAGCUGGACAUCACGCCAGCGAACGUUAGAACCAUUGAAGAUGCCUUAAUCAAUUUGACAGCGGCCGAAACUCUGGAAGGCUUCACCUCCCCGACGAAGGGCAACAGGGGCGACGCAGUUAAGCAGAACUAUCUGGACAGCUUACCACCGAUUCUCAUCUUACAUUUGAAGCGUUUUGUGUACGAUAAUGUCAGUGGUACUCAGAAAGUGCAUAAACAUGUUGAGUAUCCGAUGGCACUCAAGAUACUUUCAGAAAUAAUGUCCCCAGCUGCGAGGGCAGCAUCGCAAUACCUAGAAUACCGAUUGUUUGCGGUCGUAUACCAUCAUGGACGUUUGGCGGCGGGCGGCCAUUACACGUGCGAUGUGCAGCGACAGUCCGGCGAGUGGUUGCACCUUGAUGAUGCACAAAUAUCGCCAUGUCGACCGGACGAUGUAGUGCGGGAACAAAAAGAUCGUCAGGCAUACAUGUUAUUUUAUUGUCGAUCUUAAUCGAUGGAUGUACAAAUUUUACAACUGUAACAUUGGAAACAGAACCCCAAAAUAUCAUUUUUCAACCUUAGACAUGCUGGUAACCAAACCCGAUCAAAAAGACAA
Spizellomyces punctatus DAOM BR117 is the source of this 2380-nucleotide messenger RNA. RefSeq names its product mRNA-binding ubiquitin-specific protease UBP3. The transcript is spliced from 10 exons. NCBI's taxonomy places the organism in Eukaryota, Fungi, Chytridiomycota, Chytridiomycetes, Spizellomycetales, Spizellomycetaceae. The record is from RefSeq and is a predicted model, not a curated record. Gene Ontology annotation, molecular function: cysteine-type endopeptidase activity; cysteine-type deubiquitinase activity. Bases 332 to 2275 code for a protein of 647 amino acids. Gene Ontology annotation, cellular component: cytosol; nucleus. Gene Ontology annotation, biological process: protein deubiquitination.